AUGGCGAGCUGCAGUGGACGUGAGCCGUGGUCACAACGUCCAGGGAUUUCGGCCAGUCCAGAUCCGCCACAAUGCUGCAAGCUCGAUAUUGAGGGCCAGAGGGCACACUAUGUAGGUGCCGUUGACAAGAACGAGGACGAGGCAGGUCGGGACAUGGCCCAAGCCAGGGACCAGCUGUGUGGGUCAGCCGCGUGUGACGGACGAAGAGAACGGCUUUUGCCUCGCAACAAACUAACAUGGAGCGUGUCCAGGCUUGGCGACCCGUCACCACCCGCGAGGAUCGGCGACUGUUGGUUGUGUGCGCAGAGGAGGCAAUGA
Messenger RNA from Sporothrix schenckii 1099-18, 318 nucleotides. RefSeq lists its product as uncharacterized. The transcript has a single exon. The record is from RefSeq and is a predicted model, not a curated record. Bases 1 to 318 code for a protein of 105 amino acids. Lineage: Eukaryota; Fungi; Ascomycota; Sordariomycetes; Ophiostomatales; Ophiostomataceae.